This is a messenger RNA of Anolis carolinensis (green anole), 6358 nucleotides long. RefSeq names its product protein phosphatase 1 regulatory subunit 18 (gene ppp1r18). The record is from RefSeq and is a predicted model, not a curated record. NCBI's taxonomy places the organism in Eukaryota, Metazoa, Chordata, Lepidosauria, Squamata, Anolidae. Gene Ontology annotation, molecular function: phosphatase binding.
UUUCCAUUGUCCUCCCCUCCUGUUUAUACACAAAGACCCCCGGUCCCCUUUCCCCUCUCUGUCUGCCUGUCUCCUCCUCCUCCUCGCCCUCCUCCUCCUCCGCUCUUUCUUUCUCUUCUCUCCCUUCUUUUCCUCUCUUUCUUUUCCAGCCUUCCUAUUCUCUCUUCCUUCCUUCCUUCCCCCCCUCCUCUCCCUCUCUUUCCAUCUUGGGUUAAAGGAUUUGAGCCAUGGGGCUGGAGGUGGAGCUGGGCAGAAGAUUUAAAAAAGCGGGUGUGAGAAGGGAUUGAGAGGAGGAGGGGGGGAGGGAGGGGAGGGAAGGGACUGGCCAACCAAACCCUCCCUCUCUUCCUUCCUCCCUUCUUUCCUUCCUUCCUUCCCUGGCAAGGCAGCCCUGACUCAGAUCCUCCGCCCGAAUCUCCUCCCUUCUUUCUCUUGCUUUUGGGGGACAGAGAGUGAGUGGCAGGCAGGCAGGAAGGAAAGAAAGAAAAAGGAACUUCUCAACCAUCGCCACUUCUUCAUCCCCAGACAUGGACCCCGCGGAGGACCCAGCCCACCUUCUGCCCCACAUCUCUUGAUCGUUUUCUGCCUCGUUCCUGUGAGUCCACGCUGUCAAGCAAAGAUGUCGAUUCCCGUGCUGCCAGAAUGGAAACUCCAGUUGCUGGAGCGCCGGCGGAAAGAGGAAGAGGAAACCCGCCGCCGGGAGCGGGAACAGCUAGACCGCAUGGCCAAGAUGCCCGCCUGGAAGCGGGAGAUCAUCGAGAGACGGCGGGCCAAGCAGGGCUCCAGCACUUCCUUCUCUGAGACGGGCGGGUUGGGUGGGACUGAGAGUGGGGCAUCCCCUGCACCUGCCACAGCAACACCAGGUCUAGGCAGAGAACUAGAGAGUUCUGUGCUGCAGGAGAAGAUUGGGCCGGUCCACCAGAACCCUUUCAUCCAACUGGAGAAGCGCCGCUACAAGGAGUCUGCCCCAUCAGAGAGCGACCUUGCCAACGUCAAGGCCAAGCAAAUUGUGGAUCUUUAUGGGCAGAUCCCUGGCGUCCGCACCCUGCGUGCUGACAAUGUCAUCAUUAUUGAGUCUGUGCCAGGGGCACCACCAGCACAACUCGCCAGCGAUCGACACACAGGGGAAUCCAAAUCAGGCAGCGUCGAAUCCCUGAACGAGCUCUUGGCACGGCGCGGGGGUAGCGUGACGGAGAUCCGUGCCGGGGAGGUCUUCAUCGUAAAGUCUGCUUUGAGCCGCAGUGUGGAGGACCUCAACUCUGUCGGCAGGGCUGAGUACCGAGCAUCGCUACCAGAACAACGCAGAGGACGGGUGAGCAAAUUGCUGAGCCGAUUCAGCCAGGAGGAGAGUGGCGGGACAGUGUCACCACGUCCGGUGAGAUCCCUUAGUACCGAGAACCUGACAGACAGCAACUACGUGGCGAGGAAGGCAGGACACUCACGGGCAGACAGCAGUCCAACUUGGCAAUACCACGACAGCAUACCCAGCCCUCCCCGUGACCUGCCGGGACUAACCCCUCCGGUGCCCUGCACUGUGGCGUCUUAUCGCAGCCAGUUUGAAGCCAAAUCUGGCAGUGGGGAGGCCUGGCCAGACAGCCCUCCGAGACGCUCACCAACUGGCAAAGCUUGGGGAAGGGAGGCAGCCUCUCCAGAGAGAGGAUCCAAACUUGAGAGCAGCGAUUCGGAAGCUUCUUUUGAGAUCCAUCCUGUGCCACCUCCGACCUCAGUUGCAGAAGACGAUGUCCAGGGCAAAGCCCUGGCCAAUCUGCGCCUCCACUCCCGGAACUCCUUUAUGGUGGUGCCGAGACGGGGCUCGGCCUCCCCUCCUCCACCCUCAGAAGCCAAGCAGGAAACCACCCCUUCCCCACUUCCUCCUCCUCCUCCUUCUGUCAAGCCCCCAACCCCCACUUCCUGCUCCUCGCCCAGUUCUGAACAACUUCUCCUGGACUCUGAGGAGCCACCGGAGGCCGAGGCCAUGAGACGCGUGGUGGGAGGAAGCAGCGGCAUGAAGGAGGACGUCAGAGUGGGGGGCUUGGCCCGGGCCUCGUCCCCCCACCCAGCCGUGCAGCGUCGCAGUGGAAACACCAUCACGAUCAAUCCCCGCAAAGCCCCAGUGGCACCUGUCACCACAGCAGUCGAGAAUGGCAUUGAGAGUGACGGUCCCCCCAUCACAGCCCCUGUAAAGAAGCGAUACCCCACAGCCGAGGAGAUCCAGGUGAUCGGAGGCUACCUCUCACUGCAGAGAUCUUGCCUUGCGAAGAACGACCCACACCGGAAAAAGCUUAAGAUUUCAUUCAGUGAGAAUCAACUGGAGAGGACCUUCCAAUAUCCAUCGGAGGGCUCGCUGUUGGAGGAGUUUGGGCCUCCUGAGGAGUCAGACUCCCUGACCUGCACCAAUACCCAUGGGGAUGAGGAAGAGGAAGAAGAGGAUCUGCUGCUGCUUCAUCGUGGCCUCCCAGGGCUGCUGAGGACCAAGCCCCUCAUUGUGGAUGAAUCCUGUCGGCGGUAGCCCUGUGCAUCUUCCUCCGUCGCUGGGAAGGGUGGCUCACACAUCAAUCUUCAUUCUGAAUUCUUCAAUUGGACCUUAAUUUGAUUCCAUCUUCCAGUGACUGCAAACCCCAUGGAAAGAAGCAGGGACCAAGAAAGACUGAGGAAUCCUGCCCUAGGGCUCUGGAUGCAUUUAUUCCUUUGUGAUGAGAGCAACAAUUCUGAAAAUACCUUUCCCUGUUUGGUAUUUUUCACUUCUGAUGACUCUGGCACUGAAAACAGGACCUCAGAGACACCCCACUCCCCAAGACUAUCUUGAAUAGAGACUGCAACAUAACCCUAGGAGAUGCUGCCUGCUCCCAAUGGUAGAGAGGGGCUCUCGGCCACACGGGUUUGAUCCAGGGACUCCUUUUCCUGUCCCUACACACUGCCAGCCAACACAGAGUCCGGUGCCAACAGCAGCUUAAAAAUAUACCUUUUUACCACCAGCAGGGAGAAGCACUGAACUUUCUGGAGUUGGCUUUUUCAAACAAGGGCUAAUGUUGUUAUAUCUUUUUCUUCCUGCUAUCAUCUAAAUCACAUUUGAUACUCCCAUUGGGCUGAGUGACUUUCUGUAAUGCCCAGAUCUUUUUUUCUUUUUUGGCAAAGAAUAUGGGAAUAUCAGAGGUUUAAAGAGAGUGAAGUAAAAACAUUUCUAAUAGCGGCCAUAUGAGUGAAGGGAUAGUAGAUGUAGCGGGGUCUUUAGCAUUAAGAGAAACACUUAGCUUGCAUGUGGCAUAAAAGUAUGGAGGAGGGACGAGGGACUUCCGAUUGUUCUCGCUCUUCCUCUGUCAGGAACUGCCAUAUAAAAUCCAGAUUAUCUGAUAUGAACUGGAUUAUAUGGCAGUGUAGACUCAGAUAAUCCAGUUCAAAUCAGAUAAUGUGGAUUAUCUGAUUUGAUAGAUAAUCUGAAGGGGCCUCGGUCUCUAAAUCAGUGUUUCCCAAACUCUGGUCUUUCAAGUGUUUUGGACUUCAGCUCCCACAAUCCCUGAUCUGUGGUCAAAACAGCUGAGACUUCUGGGCAUUGAAGUCCAGCCAUUGCUCUGAGCCAUUCUGGAGAAAGGCAGACCAGUUUGGUUCUAGUUCUUAAAGCAAGAGCUGUGAGUAGGCAUGCGACUGGGCAAAACAGGGAGGGUCUCUGGGUAUUCUUAAAAUAGGAGCACUUGGUAUUAAAGCAUGGAACUGGGGAAAAUGGGAAACAGCUCUCUCUGCAUGUGGGUAGAGCUAGUCGCCAUUUGGGACUGUUUAUCCUGCCUUCUUUUUUUUUGUUUUUUUUUAAGGCAGAGAUAGUUGUGUUAGUGACAGCCAGACAUGUUUUUGGAAGUAUAAAAAGGGGAGGCAGGAGCAUGUGGAGAUGAUCCACAAAGCAGGUGCCAGAGGAAAGGACAACUAUCUGUUUUAAUCAUGUCUGUUUCCUGUUCAGGGUUGAGAUUUCAUGUGCGAUUGGAUGAUGACCAAAUGGCACGAGAUUGGAUGAAUAGCACCUGGCGGACUGUUAGAAAAUGAAGUGAUAUUUUGACAUAUAGGUGUUUAUAUAUAUAUAAAUCCUGAUGAGUUACUUGCCAUUCUUCACUGCAUAGUAUUUUGAAGUGUGUCAAAGCCGAACUAAGACUGGCUUUCCAGAAAUGGUGGAAUGAAGAACAAUCAGUUUCAAAAUUCAGCCAGCCGUUCACAUUUGCAGGGGUUAGGGACACAGCGCCUCCAUUAUAGUAUUUAUUUAUCAUGUCAGAAGCAAAUUGAGAAUACAGUUAUAAUGCAUUAAAAACACAAAGUUAAAAACUUGGUAUUAUACUAAAUUUUCUUUGCCCAGAAACUAGCCAUUUGGAGUGCCUCUGGUAUUGCUGUAAGAAGGUCCUCCAUUGUGCUUGUGGCAAGGCUCAGACUGCAUUGGAAUAGGUGGUCUGCGGUUUGCUCUUCUCCACACUCGCAUGUUGUAGACUCCAUUUGGUAGCCCUAUUUCUUAAGAUUGGCUCUGCACCUCAUGGUGCCAGAACGCAGUCUGUUCAUCGCCUUCCAAAUCACCCAGUCUUCUGUGUGCCCAGUGGGGAGUUUCCCAUCUGGUAUCAGCCACAGAUUGAGAUUUCGGGUUUUAGCCUGCCACUUUUGGACUCUUGCUUGCUGAGGUGUUCCUGCAAGUAUCUCUGUAGAUCUUAGAAAACUAUUUCUUGGUUUAAGGCAUUGGCUUGCUGGCUUGUAUCCGAACAGAUGAUGGGCCGGAGAUGUCAAUGCUUUGGUCCUUUCAUUACUGGCUGCUACUUCCCAAUGGAUGUCAGGUGGUGUAAUACUGGCUAAACAGUAUAAUUUCUCCAGUGGUGUAGGGCAUAGACAUCUUAUAAUUUUCUAUUAUAGUGAAAAACCGUGAAUAAAGAAAUUGCUAUUUUAUUUUAUUUUUUUACUGAGAGACCACCUCAGGAGUUUUUAGGUCUUCCAGCAUUACUCUGUGGUCAACUUCUGGUGGAAGCUGGCACUGGAGGACCUAGAGUUUCUUAGAGAGGUGUGCUUUCUAGAAAUCUCUAGGUCUUCCAGCAUGACUGGAGGAUAUUGACCACAGGCUCAAACUGGAAGGCCUAGAGAUUCCUAGAGAAAACAUUUCAAAUAAAAUUUGUGAAGAAUCAAAUCCGCAAAAGUCAAGACUGCAAAUGUGGAGGAAUGACUGUGUUGACAACUUUCAAAACCCGAGGACAACAUUUUGGGAAAUCUCAGAUAAGAUAUCCUUUCAUCAGUGCGGGGCAGAUAGACUGAGUGACGGAAACGGGGGCAAUUCUCCAAAUUCCUUGGCUCAUCUGACUGGAUGCAGACAAAUGAACCAAGUAUGGUUGCUUUUGAUGUUUGUUUCUCAAUGUGGCACUCAUAUCUGUCCAAUGAAGGCAAUAAUGACAUAUGCUAAGAUGAACAGGGAGGCAAAGGCCACGUGGUGCAUUUUGUGUGCCAGUUUCCUUACGCAUUAUCAGUAGCUUUGGUUGGCUUGAAACAUAAGCACGUUAGGGCUCCACAUCAUUAGCCAUUUAAACAGGUGAAAGACAAGAAGGUGUCUUCAGAGGAGAACUGAAAGGAAGCACUUUUACUGUCAUUUUUGAAUAUUAUGUGGGAAAAUGGCAGGAGCCCAAAGCGGUGUGGUGCUUUCCCCACUCCACAGAAUGACUCUCGACUUAUCUAUGGUUCAUAUCAAAAACCUGUUCUCGACUUAUACAUGAGGUUGACUUAUACAGAAGUAUUUAUGGUACUCCUGGGAUCAUUCUGUGCAACUGACAAUGCAAUUUUUUAACAAUCGGCCACCUUGAAUGGGUAGUGUCUCUAAAUUCUUGAGUGGACAUUCCCCAUAUAAGCGCUCAGGUUGGAGAUAUGGCACACAACUCGUGUACAGGAAAAAUAUGGAAUGGGAGAAUGGAUUACUUCUGCACGUAUGAGAGCCGAAAAUGGUGUUAUGAGCAGAUGUUGAAUGGAUUGUGGAAUGAGAGGAUGGGAAGUAGGAACGAGUGGAAGUAAGAGGCACGGGUGGGAAGGAACGAGGCAGAUUACCUGUUCCUUCUCUCUUUCUCUUCCUUGCUAAUUUAUCUUGUCAUUGUGCAUCAUUUUUAUUAUCAUUUCCCCAUUUAUUUUGCACUGUGGGAUCAGCUAUGCCAGGCGCCCAUGGAUGAGCGAGUGAAUGACUGAAGACGGAGACCAUCUGUUCCUCUGAGGAGGAAAGGACAUUUGCAAAGAUCAGUGUAUGUGGGCCGAGGGCUGAAGCAGCUGUGUCCAGCCAUUUCCAUCAGUGUUUUUUAUAUGUAAUUAUUAUUGCUGUUGUUGUUGUUGUUAUUAACAAUAAACCAGAAUGAUGUUGCACGUUGAA